Messenger RNA from Entelurus aequoreus (snake pipefish), 2672 nucleotides. RefSeq names its product adenylate cyclase type 3-like. NCBI's taxonomy places the organism in Eukaryota, Metazoa, Chordata, Actinopteri, Syngnathiformes, Syngnathidae. Gene Ontology annotation, molecular function: adenylate cyclase activity. The record is from RefSeq and is a predicted model, not a curated record. The coding region runs from base 84 to 2672 and encodes 862 amino acids. Gene Ontology annotation, biological process: cAMP biosynthetic process; adenylate cyclase-activating G protein-coupled receptor signaling pathway; intracellular signal transduction. The transcript is spliced from 20 exons.
UGUCAGCCCUCUCCUGUGGGGUCCACAUCCUGGUGCUGGGGUUGACUGUGGCUCAGAAGUUUGAGGACAACCUGCGAGGGCCGAUGCUGGUCAGGCAGCUCCUGGCCAACACCAUGCUGUACCUGUGUGCAGCUGCAGUAGGGGUCAUGUCAUAUUACAUGGCAGACAGGAAGUACAGGACGGCUUUUUUGGAAGCACGUCAGUCUCUGGAGGUCAAACUCACAAUGGAAGAACAGAGCACCCAGCAGGAGGAAUUACUGUUGUCCAUACUGCCCAAACACAUCGCCGAUGAGAUGCUGCAGGGCUUGAAGAAUCGUGCCGAUCAAAACCAGGUCCAGCAACAGCAGCAGCAGCAGUUCAACACCAUGUACAUGUACCGCCAUGAGCACGUUAGCAUCCUGUUUGCCGACAUUGUGGGCUUCACCCAGCUGUCUUCUACCUGCAGCGCACAGGAGCUGGUGAAGCUGCUCAAUGAGCUCUUUGCCCGUUUCGAUAAACUGGCCGAACGACACCAUCAACUGCGAAUAAAGAUCCUGGGCGACUGCUACUACUGCAUCUGUGGUCUUCCCAACUUCAGAGAGGACCACGCCGCCUGCUCCAUCAUGAUGGGCCUCUCCAUGGUAGAAGCCAUCUCUUACGUGCGAGAGAAGACCAAAACAGAGGUGGACAUGCGAGUGGGUGUCCACACCGGCACUGUUCUGGGAGGAGUUCUGGGCCAGAAGCGCUGGCAGUUUGACGUUUGGUCCACGGAUGUCACCGUAGCUAAUAAGAUGGAAUCUGGAGGGAUUCCUGGGCGAGUGCAUAUUUCCCAGAGCACCAAGGAGAGUCUUCACGGAGAGUUUGAACUGGAGCCUGGCAAUGGCAGCGAAAGAUGCGAGUAUCUGCUGGAGAAAGGCAUUGACACUUAUUUGGUUGUGGUGCCUAAAAAGAAAUGUCAUAAGCUGAAUGGGAAAACAGCCAGCGUUUUGUACGGGGGAAGGUCUCACCAGUUGAUUAACACCACAUCAAACCAUGCAGCCUCGUCAUCUCCAGUGUCGGAGUCACAACAGGAGAGGAACAGACUGGUUGAAGAGCAAUUCAUCAAUGUGCGGUUACAGCAGGAGCUCCUGGAAAGAGAAAGGCGGCAAAUAAUGAAGAACCUGAUCCAUCCCGUCUCGCUCUGGUUUGUUGAUGGCAAGCUGGAGACACAUUACUCCUCAGAGAAGGAGAAGCGCAGCGGGCCGGCGUUCUGCUGCUGCGCUAUUGUGCUUCUCUUCAUCACGGCAAUGGAGGUGUUCAUAGAUCCUCUACUGGUUGUGAACUAUGUGACUCUUGCAAUAGGAGAGUUUCUAUUUUUCAUCCUCACCGUGUGCUCCCUGGCCGGCGUCUUCCCCAAGAUGUUUUCCAAGAAGCUGGUGUCCUUCUCCACUUGGAUCGAUCGCACACGCUGGGCAAGAAACACGUGGGCAAUAGCGGCCAUAUUUGUCCUCACAAUGGCCGUCAUUGCUGACAUGCUCAGCUGUGUACCGCCACAUUUCCAGGUGGUCAACAGCACCUCCGACCUCACACUGGACACGCAGGGCGAAUGCGCGGAGAACCCCAAGCACUACAGUUUCAUGACUGUGAUGGCGCUAAUCGCCACAGCCAUGCUGGUGCAGGUCAGCCACCUAAUCAAGCUGGGCCUGAUGGCGCUGGUCGUCACGGCGACGGGAGCUGUUAACAUCUACAGCUGGCGGAACAUUUACGACCUUUAUGACUUUUUACACUUUGCCUCCCACAGUGCAUCCAUGGUACCAUCCAAGUACCUCAUGACCAUGAUGACAAUCGUCAUGAUGCUCAGCUUCUACCUCUUCUCCCGCCAUUCGGAGCGUCAGUCCAGAAAGUUGUUCCUGUGGAAGAUUGGCGUGCACGAUCAGAAGGAGCGAGUGCUGGAGAUGAGGCGCUGGAAUGAAGCGCUGGUCACUAACAUGCUGCCGGAGCAUGUCGCCAAACACUUCCUAGGCACUAAAAAGAGAGAUGAGGAGUUGUACAGUCAGUCGUACGAUGAAGUAGGUGUGAUGUUCGCAUCCAUCCCUAACUUUUCAGACUUCUACACCGAGGAGAGCAUCAACAACGGCGGCAUUGAGUGCCUCCGCAUUCUCAACGAAAUCAUUUCAGACUUUGACGGUUUACUAGACAGGGACGAAUUUCGCAACAUCACCAAGAUCAAGACGAUCGGCAGCACCUACAUGGCGGCGUCGGGACUCACCCCGAAAAGGCCAGAGGACCAGACACUCGUCGAGCACUGGCAGCACCUUGCCGAUCUGGCAGACUUUGCAUUGGCUAUGAAAGUCACCCUCGACAACCUCAACAGACAGUCCUUCAAUAACUUCAUGCUACGAAUCGGUCUCAAUAAAGGCGGGGUUCUGGCAGGUGUGAUCGGUGCUCGUAAACCUCACUAUGACAUCUGGGGAAACACGGUCAACGUGGCCAGUAGAAUGGAGUCGACCGGAGUCAUGGGGAACAUUCAGGUGGUGGAGGACUGCUACGACAUUUUAAAGGAUUACAGCUUCCGCUUUGUGCGACGGGGGCCCAUAUUUGUAAAAGGGAAAGGGGAGCUGCUGACCUUCUUCAUGAAAGGGAAAGAACUAAACACGAACAACGGACGCCUUCCACGGACAACUCUUCCUCACGAGGUUGUGCACGUUUUUUGA